UCCUCACUCCUCCAUCUUCCCACGAGCUGGAAGAGAAAACACCUGAGGGUCGUUUGCCAUUGGGGCGCUUUCCCUUCCCUUGUCGAUAUCGCGCAGCCUGUACCAUUAUUGGAUUGGCCGCGGCGGUAUCCCCGAUAUUAUCGGAUCCGGGGAGGGGCGUUCUCUCCGCUCGGGGAAUGGCGGAGCAGCAGGCUGCUGUGCUGAGGAUCCAGUGUGGGAGAGAGAUGGGGAUUUAGCACAAUAAGAUAGAUCCCAGUCCUCUCUGUUCUCCACUCUCUCUCUCUGUUGUCGUUCUAAAUCUCUGCCGCCCCUGGCCAUGGAUCCAGAAAAAACGUUGACGUUCUGCCUUGGACUCAAAGCAGAGGCGAUGACCAUCUCCCUGCAGGGGCCGGGAGGACCAGCAGCUACGACGACUGUGUCUCCAAAGGGUUCAGACAUGGGAACCAUCAACAAGAAUAAGGCUGCAGCGUAUCAAAAGGGGGUGAAGGACCAAGCUGGCUCAGGCAGCCAGCCCAUACUCAGUCAUAAGUACUGCCCUGGUGUCAACAACAACCCAGGCUACCUGUGUGAGACCGGCCACUGCUGUGGGGAGACAGGAUGCUGCACCUACUACUACGAGCUGUGGUGGUUCUGGCUGCUGUGGACCAUUGUGAUUCUGUUCAGCUGUUGCUGUGCCUACCGCCACCGGCGGGCCAAGCUGCGUGUCCAGCAGCAGCAGAGACAGAGGGAGAUCAACCUGAUCGCCUACCACGGAGCCUGCAACUACCCUGCGUCCAUGUUGGACCUCAGUUUCCUGGCCUCCUUCAAGCUGCCGUCCUAUGAGGAGGUGGCAGCCCAGCCCCCCUCACCCCCUCCAUCCUACAGCUCCGUCUUUGCUCUGCAGGGGGCGAUGGGGGGCGCCACCGCUUACACAGCCACCCCUUACGGUUCAGCCUACCCCCAUCACCACCAGCAACAACCCCUCGGCCCUCCCCCCUACUUGGUUAGCUCCAGGGCGGGCCCCAGCGGUGCCGGUGGUGGCCUGACCUCAUCUCAGAGUUCAGACAACUACACCAGCUGCUCCUGCGAGUCCUGCUCCCUCCUCACCUCCCCAUCCAGCACCUCCUUCUCUGUCCAGGUGACCUACGAGACGGAUAAUACCAGCCAUGCCUCCACGCCCGGUAGCGAGGUUGGAGGAGGAGGGAGGGAGGUCCUGAGAGGCUUCCCCAGGGAGGGUUCAUCUCUGGAGGGAGUUGUGUCUGCCAGGUCCCCUUUGUCUCCUGGAGGAUAUCCAGCUCCUCCUCUGCCCCCUCCUCCACCUGAACGUCUACCUACACCUUCUCCCACAACGUCUUCUCCUCUCCCUCCCACUCUCCCCCUCCCAAACUAUCUUCUCCCUCUCCACUUCCUCCUUCACAUCAUCCGCCACUCCCUCCACUCAUCCUUAUGGACCCCCUGACUGUGCUGGCUGAGCAGAGAGGGGUGGAGGGCGGCCUGAGUGAAGUGGGGGUCACAGAGAGACAGAGCCCUUCCAUCCUCUCUCCCCCCAAGCCCACCCAGUCUCCCCCCAAACACGCCCUCUUCUCCACCAACGUGGACUUCUUCGAGCCCGUGGAGAAAGACAAGAGAGAAGAAGAGGAUGAGGAAGAGGAGGAUGAGGAUCAUUUCCGUCACCGCCGGCUCACAGGCGACUCCGGCAUCGAAGUGUGUCGCUGCCAAGUGAAGAACGAGGAGGAGGAUGUGGAGAAGAAGGUGGAAGAAGAUCAAGUUGGAGGAGGGGAUGGAGAAGAGGAGGCGGAUUUCCUCCAUGACAGUGUGGACUGUUCCCUCCGAGCGCAGCAGGUCGCCCAGUGUGGCCACGCCUCCUCGGCCAUCCCCAGGGGCGGGGACGCCAUCAUCACCGUGGAGUCGUCAUGAGGACAGCCAAUGAGGGCCAAAUAAUUUGGUCAGGUGACCAAAAACUCACUUGACUGACAACAAAUGGAGCCAAUUGAGCUUAAAAGUGUUUACUUUGACCCAGUAGCACCCCCUACUGUUCAAACCAGGAAGGAAGCCAAGGCCCACAUCAACUAGUAUGGGCCUGCUUGUGUUAACGGCUUACUGUAGUAAUGUGAAGUCACCAUAGUAACACAGAGGAAGAGGAUCAUCACAGCCUUCUAAUUGAAAGGAGGAAGGAAGUCGUUACAGAGGGAGUUGGACAGUUUAUCUGUGUUGAUCUUUCUGACGGUCAUUAUCAUUCUGUCCCGCUGCGCUGCCACCGGGAACAAAGACACCUUUUAUUAUUUCUCAAAGUGCAGAAACCAAUGCUGCAGUGAAACUGCUAAUUAUACUCUCUCUCGCUCUCUCUUUCUGUCUCUCUGUCUUUCUGUCUCUCUCUCGCUCUCUUUCUGUCUCUGUCUUUCUCUCUCUCUCCCUCACUGUCUCUCUGUCUCUCUCUCUCGCGCUCUCUUUCUGUCUCUCUGUCACUCUCUCCCUCUCUGUCUCUCUGUCCCUCUCUCCCUCUCUGUCUCUCUCGCUCUCUCUUUCUGUCUCUGUCUUUCUCUCUCUCUCCCUCACUGUCUCCCUGUCUCUCUCUCCCUCUGUCUCUCUCGCUCUCUCUUUCUGUCUCUCUCUCCCUCUCUCUCUCCCUCUCUGUCUCUCUCUCCCUUUCUGUCUCUCUCUCCCUCUCUGUCUCUCUCUCCCUCUCUGUCUCUCUCUCUCUGUCUCUCUCUCUGUCUCUCUCGCUCUCUCUUUCUGUCUCUCUGUCUUUCUAUCUCUCUCUCCCUCUUUCUCUCUCUCUUUCUCUCUCCCUCUCUGUCUCUCUCGCUCUCUCUUUCUGUCUCUCUGUCUCUCUUUCCCUCUCUGUCUCUCUGUUUCUCUUUCUCUCUCGCUCUUUGUCUCUCUGUCUCUCUCUCUCCCUCUCUGUCUCUCUCGCUCUCUCUUUCUGUCUCUCUGUCUUUCUGUCUCUCCCUCCCUCUCUGUCUCUCUCUUUCUCUCUCCCUCUCUGUCUCUCUCACUAUCUCUCUCUCUCUCUUUCUCUCUCGUCACAGGAAGAGGAGCAACAGCUGCAUGAGACAGUAUAAAGUCAGCAUAAUGUUCACACAGUCUCCCUCGCGCACACACACACACACACACACACACAUACACAUACACAUACACACACACACACACACACACAUACACAUACACAUACACAUACACAUACACAUACACAUACACAUACACAUACACACACAACAACCCACCUGCUGUGUCUGAAGCUCUGCUGCACCUGCCCUUUUGCUUUGCAAAAAUACCUCCUGCUUUCUUCCUCUCCCCAUCAUCCCAUCAGAGUACUGUUAGCUCCUCUUCUCUUCUCCUCCUCUCCUCCUCUCCCAUCCCUCUCUCUCAGAGCAGCCUGCCUUUGACGAGGGCCAGUGGUUGAUGUUGCUGUUGGAUGUACAGUCAUUGACAAGGUGAGACUGGGUCUAGUCCAGUAACAAGCUGAUACAGACUGACCUCACUGUCUGACACCCACAUUGACCUGUUGCGCUGCUGCUCAGACAAUCGGCAAUCUGCAAGGCAAUAAUGACAUGAACAAUGAUUAUGACGAUGGACAAUAGCCAUUGAAAUCACUCCAAGACUGUCUGACUGUCCGUUGGAUUCUGAGUGGUCAGUGACAAGAAUAUGAACACUGAGAAAGAGGUAGUGUGUACAGUUACAACACGCCAAGACUUUGCAUUGGUUUUCUGAUACGUAUUCUAGUGCUGUUUCACUGUUAGCUGAUAGUACACAUCCAGACUUUGUCCUUUUCUGACAUUUCAAAAGAGGAAUUGUGGUGUGUAUUUCUCCCAAGGUUUAGAACUAUGUGGACUGAUCUUAGUGUGCUCUCUACCCAAUCUACGCCAUCUUCUCUCUGUCCUCUUGCGAUGGAGUUUCCUUAUCUGCUCAAUUGCUCAUUCAACAGCCUAACUCUAACUUUAAACCUUCACCUAUGAUAUUGAAUGUAAUCAUUUGCAUAUUAGCAACACCAAGCAAAGGAAGUGGAAUGGAAAACUUGAACUGGAAAUGAAGUGCUAAAUGGACGAAGGACUGUUCAUAUCAGAAGUUACAGCUUGGAUUUCAAGGCAUUGCACUUGAUUUUCGUCAUCUGUAUUGAAGUGCCCCUUUUGUCGUGAUCUAGACUGUUUCAUCCUAAAUAGUGCCCUCUCCCAUAUUGCCCUAGACCUAGAGCGAAUGGAGGAGUUGUUUUGUGAGCUGUUCAAACUGGAACCACGUCAGGGCUUUCUCUCGUGUGCUUUGCUGUUGUGUGUUUAUGUUCAUUUUUAAUAAUCAUGAAUCAUUUAUUUUUUCAUUCAACAGAACCAUUUUACCAUAAUCGGAUUGUUACAGAUUGAGUACUCACUAGUCAAUUACAGCGAUCAAAAUAUACUGCCGAAUGUUAUUGUGCUGAACAGGCGUAGUGUGAAAAUGAGACAAAUCACAGCUUUCAUUUCAUGUUGUUGUUAUUGUCACAUAUAUAGUUAUCUGAAGGCUACAUUGAGUUUCUCUGGUAACAAGCAGUGGCUUGUAGGAAUGGUUGCCAUGGAUUUCCCAUGUACUGAGUCCUGUUUGAGACCCAAGCCUGACUUCAAAGCUAUUGACCUCUAGAUUGGCUCAGCUGCAGUAGAUUGAUUUGAAUACUGUAACCAGUUGGACUAUUCUCUGCGACUAGCAUCAAAGUGAUGAUGGAGAUCUUGUUAUCUGGGCUGGAGAAAUAGCAUGUUAACUCUGAGUGUGACAACAACCACAGACAGGAGAUGAUCCUUGCAUUUCAUUUUCUACAUCUCUCUUUCACCACGAUGUGUGCGCGUGUGUGUGUUUAUGUGUGUGUGUGCAUGGGUGUGUGUUUGUGUAAAGCUCUUAUUCGGUAGCUUAUGUAGAAUUACAGUUAUUGCUGAUGAGUCACUCGCUCCCACUGGCUCAUUCACCUGGGUGGACACUUCUGGGAAAAUUUUAUUUUUUUUAUACCAGAUUUCCAUGUUCACACAUCCUGUAUGGUUAAAGAAAACAUUGUGUACGUGUGAACGGUGGGACUCAGAGGCUAUCACAAAGCAUGAUGUCAUGUCAUCACGUCAGUCAGUGCAGCCGCAUAGC
Oncorhynchus masou masou (cherry salmon) is the source of this 5073-nucleotide messenger RNA. RefSeq names its product WW domain binding protein 1-like. The record is from RefSeq and is a predicted model, not a curated record. The transcript is spliced from 7 exons. Bases 317 to 1438 code for a protein of 373 amino acids. Lineage: Eukaryota; Metazoa; Chordata; Actinopteri; Salmoniformes; Salmonidae.